AUGGCUGCAGGCGUGAUCCAGCCUCUCUGUGACUUCCAGCUGCCCCUGCCCUCCCUUCGGCCCUUCCUGCCCCCAGACCCAGAGCCCCCGGACACUUCGGAGGAGGAGGAGGAGGAGGAGGACGAGGAGGUAGGGGAGGAAGACGAAGAGGAUCUGGAGGGUGAGGGGCCAGGGGCCCACAGCCCAGCCCCCCACAGCUCAGGUUGGGCCAUAGUUGCCCCAGAAGAGGCCCCUCCAGGUCCGAGCAGCCCCGAGAUGCCACUGCAGCUGCUGCGGUUCUCUGAGCUCAUCAGCGGUGACAUCCAGAGGUACUUUGGCCGAAAGGAUGGGGGGCAGGACCCAGACGCCUGUGACAUCUACGCCGAUGGCCACCCCGCCAGCAGCUCAGCCAGGGAGCUUUACUACGCAGACCUGGUGCACCUGGCCCAGGGAGGGUCCCCCGAUGAUGACAAGGCUGCUGAGCCUGGGGUCCACUCUCCCAGGGGUCCCCAGGGGCAGGUGCAUGAGAGAGGCCUUGGCGGAGAAAGGGUGCAGCCGCUGGGGCCCCUGGCCGAGUUGUUUGACUACGGACUACGGCAGUUCUCAGCGCCCAGGGCGUCCGCCAGCCACCGGCUGAGGCUGGAGCAGAAGUACGGCCACAUCAGACCCAUGACGCAGAGGAAGCUGCCCCCCUCCUUCUGGAAGGAGCCGGCGCCCAGCCCCCUGGGCCUGCUGCACCCCGGUACUCCCGACUUCAGUGACCUGCUGGCUAGCUGGUCAGUGGAGGCCGGCCCAGAGCUGCCAGGCAGGGGCGCCCAGGCCCUGGAGGGGGUGCAGCUGGCCGAGGCCCAGUGA
Messenger RNA from Myotis daubentonii (Daubenton's bat), 834 nucleotides. RefSeq names its product proline and glutamate rich with coiled coil 1 (gene PERCC1). The record is from RefSeq and is a predicted model, not a curated record. NCBI's taxonomy places the organism in Eukaryota, Metazoa, Chordata, Mammalia, Chiroptera, Vespertilionidae.